GGUGGUAAAUAUAGUCAUCAGUUUGAGUUGGAAGAGAGAGUCCUUGUGUAGAGAUGGCGCUGCAACUUCCACAUAACUAUCAUGAAAUCGUUAAGGAAGCUGAUUCACAUAUCGACAUGUCCUCCCAGGAGAAGCUUAACAAUCAGCUGUGCUCUGGAAUUUUGUUGUGCAAAAACCAGACGAAGUUUUGGGUUGACAACAAUACCAAGAUGAAUAGCUUUGUUUUGUUUCCGAGGACUCUAUCAAUCACUUGGGGAAACGAUGCACGCUAUUGGAAGUGGACUUAUGAAAAAGAGUCGAGUGGUGCUUAUGUGGAGGUGGCUGAACUGUUAGAAGUAUGUUGGGCUGAGGUUAAGGGGAAAUUCGACACAAACAAGCUCACCCCAGGGACUUUUUACAAGCUUGCCUUUGUGGUCAAGUUUAAUGAAGAUGCUUCUGAAUGGGAAAAUCUUGUGAAUCUCAAACUCGAUCUCCCGAAUGGAACCCAGAUACAACGCAAAGAAAGCUUUAAGAAUAAGCCCAAAAACCAGUGGAUUGAGAUCCUAGUUGCUGAGUUUAGAGUUCAAAAGAAUGAAAAGCAAGGGGUGAUGGAGUUCUCUAUGACUGAAACCAGUGACUUCCAUUGGAAAAAAGGAAUUGUCCUCAAUGGAGUCGUCAUUCAGCCAGUGACAUAAUUGGCUAAUAAACAAUAUUUGGACGUUUGCUGAACUAAUAUCGGAGACGCUACUAAAUAAAUAUUAGUUCAUAUGCAUGCGUCUCAAAUACCACCGCUUCUAUACUGUGUGUGUGUGAGCUUGUAAGCUCAUUCUGUACAAGUUAAUGGUCUCCGACAAUAAUGUGAGAUAGAUCUUUAUAAUAAUAUAUGUCAUAAUACUUGUGUUCUAGCAA
Molecule: messenger RNA, 888 nt
Organism: Mangifera indica (mango)
Lineage: Eukaryota; Viridiplantae; Streptophyta; Magnoliopsida; Sapindales; Anacardiaceae
Product: protein PHLOEM PROTEIN 2-LIKE A1-like
Exons: 3
Coding region: 54-674 (206 amino acids)
Source: RefSeq, a predicted model, not a curated record